AUGGGUUCUACACCGUCGAAACGAGGCGAUCAAGUGGAGGAAAUCACAAAGGUCAGUUUAUUGAACGUGGAAAUGUUUACAUGUAAAUAAAUUAAGGAUAAGUCGGAACCGGUUGAGAGAUGGGCGGAGCAUGUGGUUAGGAGGGGAAAUGAGGAACUGAAAGAGGAAGAACCGAAGAAGGGCGGAGUUGGUAAGAGAAGUGCGAAAGUGACGCCGACGUCGGAGUUGGUGGCGCCGAAAGGUGGAUCUCUGAAGCUCACGGAAGGUGUUGUUCAGGUAGAAAGGAGAAGGAAUACUCGGAAAAUCCACUUGAAUUCAGGAUUAUGUGAAUCUGGAGAAGGCAAUCAAUCGAUUGGAGAGGAAGAACGUGCUGAAGAAGUUUGAAUCGCAGACAAUUUACGCGGAUAAUUUGAAGAAUACGGUAGAACAACUGGAGGCAGUUCUAAAAGAAUUAAAGAAGCAGACGUGAGUCAGGGAGAUCGGGGAGACUAACGAAGUAAGAGAAUGUGUUGAGGGAGCGGGAGAAAACUGAUUUGAAGAACAUCGAGCAGCCGUCGGUGAAGGAUUUUCUGAAGCAGCAGGGCCAGUGGGAUGACAGAUAUUCGAAGGAAAAGGGGGAGUACGAGGAGGCGGUGGUGCGGCAGGAGACCGUCCAGAAAGAGUUGAACAUCGCCAGAGUGAACUACGACAACGCGGUCAAGAUCCAGGAGAUUUACAAGCAACAGACGGACAACUUGAACGCGUUGUACGAGAAACAGGACAAGAUGCUCGAGGCGAUCUUCGGAACGGAUUAUGCUUCGGAAAAAGAAAAUGUACUGGAAGGAGAGGUGAGCGGUACGGAUGGGAAACUGAAAAACGGGCGUCGCAGGUGGAUGACAUGGUGGACUGGCAGCAGAGAGUCUCUCUCGCCAUGUUCAAAUGGGCCAACGGACGGGUUCUUCUCGUGCAUGCUCUCACUCAACUCACGUUCGGAAUCAACCGAUGGCAGGACGUGCAGAAGAUUGAGAAAGAGUAGGAACUAGAAAGAGAAAGAAGAAAAAAAAUGCGUCAUUUCAGCAACGAAAGGGGCAGAUAUUUCGCCGCCGCGGAAGCCCGCAACAACUUUGUGGCUGCGGCGCAGAACGUGCAAUCGUGUCGGAUGUACCUGAAUAAAGUGGACUUUCCGUACGGAACCGAAAAGGAGAUCGCACUGCUCGAGGACACCGUCAACAAGGCAUUCCGCACUGUGAACAACGACUCGGAGACCAAAAAGGUAUUGAUUCUCUUCAUUUAAAUACAAAAAGCAAAUAUUUGAUUCAGGCUCUGAAAGUUUUCCAAGAAACGCAGCAGAAGGUGGCGUCGCUCAUUCAGUGGUUCGACAAAGUGAUCAAUGACACGAUCCGAAAGGAUUUGGACCAGGCCAACAACGAGUUGAUCAAGAAGCAGAAGGCGUUGAGGGAGGAGCGACUGCAGCUGAUGAAGAAGUUGGCCAAGUCGCAGUUGGAUGUGGACAUGAAGAUUGACUAUGAUGACGUGGCGGAUGACGAAUUGGAGAAGGAGCUGAAAGAGCUGGAGAGACAGGCACUGAAGGACGUGGCGAAAUUGAAGGAGGCGGAUGUGAAGGGCAUUCUGGAGAUGGGAAAACAGGACGGAAAUCUCGUGGCUCCGCUCAACAAACUGGCUCCGCUGCCCUCGAAAGAUGCCCUGUUCGGCGAUGUAAAACAGAAGUUGGACGAGUACGACGAGACGCGUAAACAGUUCGAAAGACGGAACAACCUGCAGAGGGAGAAGCAGGCGAUGGCCCUGCAGGAGAAGCUGAAGCUGCGGCAGCAGAAGAAUCGGAGGAAUCGCACGGAGCGGAGGGACAGCAUCGGGGCGACGGCGGUCGAGCAGAAGCCCGGAAAGAAAAAGUCUGUGCAGCAUUAG
Molecule: messenger RNA, 1905 nt
Organism: Caenorhabditis sp. 36 PRJEB53466
Lineage: Eukaryota; Metazoa; Nematoda; Chromadorea; Rhabditida; Rhabditidae
Source: the annotation of a GenBank genome assembly